Messenger RNA from Labeo rohita (rohu), 7123 nucleotides. Its product is annotated as latent-transforming growth factor beta-binding protein 4. Gene Ontology annotation, molecular function: calcium ion binding. NCBI's taxonomy places the organism in Eukaryota, Metazoa, Chordata, Actinopteri, Cypriniformes, Cyprinidae. Bases 129 to 6293 code for a protein of 2054 amino acids. The record is from RefSeq and is a predicted model, not a curated record. The transcript has 39 exons.
GACUCACAGCAGCGCGUCUGGAUGGAGAGAAUGAUUGAGGUCAUCAACGCUGACGGAUCGCUCUGCGAAACUCAUUGACUUAUUUUCAGAGCGAAACGACUUUUGGAAUUCACCUGGUGGGAAUAACGAUGUCAGAACUAUGGAGGUUGUCAUUUUGCAUGUCUGGAAGUCUAUUCAUAACCUUUCUUUCCCUGGCGAUCGCAAACUCCUCAUUAGUCAGUCAUCAGAUAUCUCAUCAGAUGUCUCAUGAUCUCAUCCAUCCUCCACAAAUCAGGAGCAAAGCACAGAGACACAGAAAUCAGACCAACUCAACACGAAUACAGAUAGAUUUAAAAGGGCCCAACGUUUGUGGAACCAGGUGCUGUUAUUCAUGGCUGGUCAACCCCAAGACCAAACAAUGCACAAAACCAAGAUGUCAUCCACGAUGCCAUAAUAAAGCAGUUUGCCGCUGGCCGAACAUCUGUCAUUGUCGUCCGGGCUUCCACGGGCAUCGCUGUGAACACGCUAACGUCACACCUACCUUGAGCACCGGGUUUGAAGCACAUCUUGGUCCCACGGUACCCUCAACCGUCACUACGGCAAUGCCUGAAUCCACCACCAUCCAUGGCAACAUCUCCACGCCUGCCUCCAGUGAUGCCAAUCCAGAUGCAAGAAAGACAUACUCAUUACGCUGGCAACCACCCAGUUUAAAAGAGACCCAGCUGGUCCUGUUGAAGAAAGCGUUGUCCAGUGGAACCGGUGGAGAGAAGAUCACAAAUGUUAUACUGAAAUACAUUGAAUCGGAGCGAAGCAGACUGGCGUCUUCGUCCUCUACUGAAGCAACAAAACUCUCCAGCACCAAAACCUUCCACACUCAACGUGGCCAGUUCACCCUCAUUUACACCGCAGCCGUGGCUCAGCCUUCGUCCGGCCAGCAGCAGCGCUCCGCCGUCGUCCGCGGGGGUUCGGAGAGGAUCAAAGUACUCUUCACUCCCACCAUCUGCAGACUGCGCUGUACACAGGGACGCUGUACCAACUAUUGUGAGCGUGGAAAUGUCACCACUAUCUACAACAGUGAGCAGGGAGGACAGACGCCGCCUGGAUCCGGCUUCAGAGUGUUCGUGUGUCCGAUGUUGUGUAAGAAUGGAGGAGUGUGCGUACAGAAGGAUCAGUGUCUCUGCCCGCCCAACUUCACAGGGAAGUUCUGCCACAUCCCCGUCUCCACCGCCGCCUCCACCAAUGACAUCGAGAAACCGGCGGCGAGUGCUGUGGAUUCAGCCAAUCAGCCGAUGACGUCCGAGUACAUACUGCCUCUGCAGACGCCUGAGCAGAUCAGCACCAAUGUGUCCCCCAUGGUGAAGGUACGAGUCCAGCAUCCUCCAGAGGCCAGUGUGAAGAUCCACCAGGUGCUGAAGGUGGGUUACGGUCCCACCGUCCAUGCGCAUUCGGAAACCGUGACCUGGUCGGCGGGGCUUUCGGGGUCCCGUCCUCGCCAGCUGCCUGGAGAGAGAGCCGAGGCGCCGCUGCCGCGGAUACAAGCCCAGACCAUACGUGGGGAUUCCGUCUACACCGAGACGUCGGGUUUCAAAUACUGCUUUAGAGAAGUCCGCAAUGGACAGUGCAGUUCUCCGUUACCUGGUCUAAGAAGUCAGGAGAUGUGCUGCAGGGGUGUUGGGAAGGCCUGGGGUAUCAACGAAUGCACGCUCUGCCCUGUGAUCUUAGGAAACACUGUUAAUGGACAGGGAAGCUGCCCGAAAGGCUUCGAGAGGGUCAACGGGACGCAGUGUGUGGAUAUUAACGAGUGUUUGCAGCCGGGUUUCUGUGAAAACGGGAACUGUGUUAACACCCGAGGGAGCUACAGUUGUGUCUGCAAAGAAGGCUACUUAUUGGACGCCUCUCAUGGGAUCUGCAUCUCGCAUAAGGUGAUCUCGGAAGAGAAGAACCAGUGUUUCCGUAUCCUGAGCCAAGGCUCCUGUUCUCUGCCCAUCCUAAGAAACAUUACCAAACAGAUCUGCUGCUGCAGUCGUGUGGGCAAAGCCUGGGGGAAGAAGUGUGAGUUAUGCCCGUACUUCGGCUCAGCUGCCUUCAAAGAGAUCUGUCCUGCUGGACCGGGUUACCAUUAUUCGGCUUCGGCUGUCAAGUUUAACCAGAGACUAGCCGAGAUGCUUGACACCGGUGGGCCGCCCUUGAUCUCCGAAAAUGGUCGCACAUCCACCCAAGACAUAGUAUCCCAACCUAAUAGCUCCAGGACACACUCAACAAUCUCACAGCCAACCCGAAUCCAACAAGCACCAUAUUCACCGACCAACACACAGACCAUCCGGGUUCAGCAGACUCCUACAAGACCACAGCAACCCGACACAGGGUCACAGACCGGUUCGGUUAUCAUUAUAACUCAACCAAAACCAAGCUUGUCAACAAGCGGCGGCUCUCAAACCACAAACACCAGACCUCAGCAGCCUUCCAGCGUCCGUCCCGGGAAUGCGGCCACCGCGGCCAGCCAGCCGGCCAGAGUGAAUACGCCCGUUGUACAGACGCAAACCAGCCGGCCUUCGAUUAACAGACAACCAGUAUCUCCAGUCAGACCUCCUCCUGUACCGGCUACGAGCCGACCACUUCCAACUAGACAAGAUGGCCGGGUAUGUGAAUCGAGACCUCAGGUGUGUGGACCGGGUCGCUGUAUUGACCUGCCAGGCGGUCGACACACGUGUACGUGUAACACCGGAUAUAUACUCAACCCUCAGCAAGGCUACUGCCAAGACAUAAACGAAUGUUUGCUGACGCCCCGGCCGUGUUCUGUGGGUCAGUGUGAGAAUGCACCAGGCAGCUUCCGGUGCAUUUGUCCAUCAGGAUACCAGACCAAUUCCCAGCAGACCCUGUGUGUCGAUUUCGAUGAGUGCCGUCAGGUGCCCAAUCCCUGUGUUAACGGCCGCUGUGAAAACACACUGGGCAGCUUCAGGUGUUUGUGCAGGACUGGAUACAAGCUACAGGAAAACAGCUGUAUAGACAUAGAUGAGUGUGAAGACCUUCAGCGUUGUCCAGGUAAAGAGUGUGUGAACUCUCAGGGCUCAUACAGAUGUGUCUCCUGUAAGCCUGGUUUUGACCUGCUCAAUGGACAAUGUUCAGAUAUUGAUGAAUGUCGUCGGACGCCCUCACCCUGUCCAAACGGCCGCUGUGAAAACACACCAGGCAGCUACAGAUGCUCAUGUCGAACAGGAUACAGAUUCCAGGGCAGCACCUGUUUGGAUGUUAAUGAGUGUGAAGAUCCACUGCAGUGUCCUGGACAGGAGUGUGUGAACUCUCAGGGAUCGUAUCGGUGUGUCUCGUGCAGACCUGGAUUUAGCCUUAAAAACGGAGCAUGUUCAGAUAUCGACGAAUGUCGUCAGACACCGUCACCUUGCUCAAACGGACUGUGUGAAAACACGCUUGGCAGCUUCAGAUGUGUGUGCAGAACCGGCUACAGACUGCAGGGUGGUACCUGCACAGAUAUCGAUGAGUGUCGUCAGACUCCUGAUCUGUGUGUUAAUGGCCGCUGUGAGAAUAACAUAGGGAGCUACAGCUGUUUGUGCCGCCCUGGAUUCAGACUGGAGGGAAACAUCUGCAAAGAUGUGAACGAGUGUGAAAAUGAACUUCAGUGUCCAGGAAAAGAGUGUGUGAACUCGGUCGGCUCUUUCAAGUGUGUCUCCUGUCAGCCGGGCUUUGAGCUUCUUGACGGCCAGUGCCAAGAUAUGGACGAAUGUAGUCAAAACCCAACACGCUGCAGUUAUGGCCAAUGUAUGAACACUCCUGGCAGCUUCAGAUGUGUGUGUGAUCUAGGUUUUAAUCUACAGGGCGGCACUUGUGUGGACAUUGACGAGUGUUUGGACGAGCUGCAGUGUCCUGGUCAGCAGUGCUUGAAUUCUCCGGGUUCGUAUAAGUGUGUUCCCUGCAGAGACGGACACAGCAUGCAGAACGGACGCUGCUCAGACAUUGAUGAAUGUGUGAGUCCUAACGUGUGUGGCCUGCAGAGCAUGUGCGUGAACACGGAUGGCUCGUACCGCUGCGACUGUUUACCAGGGUACAGAGCGGCAGGGCCGCGACGCCAGUGCCGAGACAUUAACGAGUGUCUGGAAGGAGAUUUCUGCUUUCCGAGUGGAGAGUGUAUGAACACAGACGGAUCAUAUAAGUGUGUUUGCGCGCAAGGCUACAAGAGCGCCGUUAAUGGGACUUCCUGCCAAGAUGUGGACGAGUGUGUUCAGGAGGGAGUUUGUCAGGACGGCCGCUGCAUCAAUACUGAGGGAUCAUUCCUGUGCCACUGCCAAACCGGCUUCACCACCAACCCAGAGAGAACAGCCUGCCUGGAUGUGAACGAGUGUUUGGACUCGGAGGGACUGGUGUGCGGAUCCCAGCGCUGUGAGAACACCAUCGGCUCUUUCCGCUGCGUGGCGUCAUGCGAGCCCGGAUACCACAUCACCGCCACAGGAGAGUGUGUGGACAUUAACGAGUGCGCUAACGAGACGGUGUGCGGACAUCACGCCUUCUGCCAGAAUCUGAUCGGCACGUAUCAUUGUCUGUGUGACCAGGGAUAUGAGUCCACAGGCAACGGACAGAUGUGUGUGGACAUAAAUGAGUGUGAGACGAUGCAGGGUGUGUGUGGGUCCGCACGCUGCUGGAACGUCGAGGGCUCGUUCACGUGUGAGUGCGAGAACGGACAGGAGGAAUUUGACCCGCUCGCAGGCCAGUGUGUGAACAGAGAAAGCGCAGGUCGUCCGGGGCCGUCUGGUGGAGCCUCCGCUUCCUCGACUAGACGCGGUUCGGCUGGAUCAUCCGUCUCGGUGUCUGGGUCUCUGCCGCAGUCUCGGCCUGGAGAAAUGAGAGAGUGUUACUAUGGUGUAUCUGAGCCGUACUCCUGCAAGAUAUUGGCUCAAAACACGACGCUGGAGGAGUGCUGCUGUACAGCGGGACAGGGCUGGGGCCUCAUGUGCCAAUAUGACAUCUGUCCCGAGACUGGAACAGCGGAAUUCCAAUCGUUGUGUCCCAGCGGAAGAGGGUACGUCACCACCAAAACGGGAGCGUUCGACUACAAGGAAGUGGAUGAGUGUAAGGUGUUUGAUCCAGAGGUGUGUAAAGGCGGAGUGUGUGUUAACCACAUUCCCGGCUACGCCUGUUACUGUCCCAGUGGAUUCUACUACGACACGAAUCUGCUGGAGUGCAUCGAUAAUGAUGAAUGUGACAGUGAAGAGACCUGUUCUGGCGGUCAGUGUGUAAAUACACUGGGAACGUUUUACUGUACAUGUGAGCCCCCUCUAGUGCUGGACGACACACAGCGCAACUGUGUCAAUGCAAGCGGCCUCACUGAGGAUGAGAACUUAAAUUUCUGUUGGAGUCACGUCACAGCUAGUCUAGUAUGUCAGAGUCCUUUGUUAGGAGCUCAGCUGACCUUUACUGAGUGCUGCUGUUUGUAUGGUGAGGCCUGGGGUCUGCAGUGUGCCCUCUGCCCCCGCAGAGAUGAAGAGGCCUAUGAGGCUCUGUGUAAUGAGUUGGGUCCUCCUCCGUACUCUCCUCGUUACUACGAGCGCUUCGGGCCAGGGUCUCUGCCUGGGAGAGAAGGAUUCCGCACCCCAUAUGGCCCCCCAGAGUACUCCGAACCCCAGCCGGGACGCACAGACUACAUACCGACUGAUUAUGGUGACUACAGUUCUGUGGGAGCAGGUGGACGGCGGUCUGGGCUGAGAGGCAGACCGCCCAGCUCAUACGGACUCCCAGAUGCCCCCUACAGGCAGCCAGCAACCGGUGGAAGUCGUUACUAUGAGGAGGACGAUUAUGAAACCGCGCCCGGCCCUCCCUUUGGUAUCUCGGAUCCUCGUGGCGAGCGGACAUAUGAUGCACGACCCCUGCCGUCCCGUCCUGACGGGCUUCCGCUCAGCUUGGCCCCGCUUCCGGAAAACUCCCCGUACAGAGAGGGUGAGGAGGAUGAGUCAUGGAGAGCCCCGCCCCCAUUUCCAAUGCUGCCCGGCAGACGGGAGGGACCACGACGAGUUUAUGAGCGGAGAUAUGAAUCAUACGGAAGUCUGAGUUCAGAAGAGUGUGGCAUUGUUCACGGCUGUGAAAAUGGCCGCUGUAUCCGCGUGGAGGAAGGUUACACGUGCGACUGUUACGAUGGCUAUCAGCUCGACAUCACUAGCAUGACGUGCAUAGAUGUGGAUGAGUGUGAAGAUGAAGACACACUCGACUGCGUUAACGCUCAGUGUGUGAACACGGAGGGCUCGUACAGGUGCGCGUGUCUCAGGGGCUUCAUCAUGUCCCGAAGACCCAACCACUGCAUCCCUGCUUGAUCGAGGACUGCAUUUAGAGACUUAGUAAUUAUUUUUUUUCACCACGUUGCUGUAAAUUGUUUAUUUUAUGACUUUAUUUACAAUACUUGUGUGUGUAUCCAAAAGUCUAAUACUGAAGCUUUACAUUCAACACACAAACAAAACUCAAUACUGUUGUACUCAAAAGAAAAAUUGGUAAUGCUAACUAAAGCCUUUAUGUAUAAUGCAUUAUAAAGAUAUUUGUAAUGUAUGUUGUAAUGCAUUGCAUCUUUUCAUAAAUAACUAACUAUUAAUGCAUUAGAAUAUUUGAAGGUUUGUUCAAUGGAUAGCUAAGUAUUAUAACGUAUUAUAAAUGUGGUGCAUUACAAUACUAAUGCAUUAAAACUGCUUUUAUAAUGCACAACAUAUAAGGCUUUACGUGUUACUGAAAAAUUAUAUUUUAAUGUACUUUCAUUGGUUGGACGCAGACCAGAUGAGCUUGAAUGGCUCUAAAAUAUCCGCGAAACUACAUAAACUAGAAGUGCUUUUUUAAAUAUUCAUAUUUAUGUAUCCAUAUCAAUGAAGGCAGUUUCAUAUAUAUAUUUUUUAUAUAGUAUACAUUUUUGUCAUAUGUCUGAGAAUUUCACCAAGCAACUAUUUGAUACUGUAAAAUCUUUUUUCUGUCUUUCGUCUGUUAGAAACCCCCGCGCCACAUAACAUAAAAUGCACUGUAUUUGUGGGGGAAAUGCAGUCGUGAACUGCUAUUGUACAUUUUAAGACGUCUCAGAUGUUUGUUACAUAUUUUUGUGUGUACGUUUUUGAUAUCCUCUAUGUCGUUUGGAAAUAUAUUUGCACACAUUUCCAUCAAUCAA